AUAAAUAAAUAAAAAAAUAAAUAAAUAAAUAAAUAUAAAUAACAAUGUUAACGCCUGUAUUUAGUAUAACACAAACUGACGAUGAUGUUACGAUUAUUAUUAAUGCACCUUAUGCUAAUAUUAAAGACACACAGAUAGAAGUCGAUGGAGAUGAUUUUAGAUUUUAUGCAGUUCCAUAUUAUCUUAGACUCAAAUUACCUGGAGAAAUAGAAGAGACUUCUACAUCCUCUGGAAGCUAUGAUUGUGAUAAGGGUUGUUUCACUUUAAAAUUUUCUAAGGUAAACAAAGGUGAAUUUUUUCCUAAUUUAGAUAUGAUAACUACGUUAUUAUCAUCGAAGCCUAAACAUUCAAUUGGACCAAAAAUUGAAGUCAUUGGUAUUAAUAAAGAAGAAAAUAACGAAGAGGAAGAUGAUGAAGGAGAAGAUGAUAAAGAAGAGGAUGAUAAAGAAGCAUCUAACAAAUGGUAUUUUCCUCAAUCAAUAGAACCAAGUAAUAGUUCAUGCUUAUUGAUAAAUGCUCCUAAGUAUGGAUUUGCAAAUAAAGUUACUGGCGCGUUAAAAUCUUUCGAGUCUGCCUGGAUUAAAGAAAUUAUAGAUUUACCCACACCUGAUAUUACUCCUGAAGAUGCACGUACAAAACUCCGAGAAAAAACAGAAUCAAAAGAUUUUAAUGAAGACCAUUACAUGGCUGAUUUUGUGGAUAUCGAAUGUGUACAACCAUAUAUUUCGUAUAAUCCACCAUGGUGUAAAUUAAAAAAAGAAGAUAUCCAAUUUGAUAAAAAUGAAAUCCAAAUUUUGAAGGAACUUCCAAAUAAAGAAUAUUUAUUAGAUGAUAAAGAAAUUAAUAUAGUACUUUUGGGUUUAGUCGAUAUUUUAUACGCUAGUUGUUACAAUCAUAGAAUAACAGAUGGUGAAAAUAAUGUCGAAAGCGGAUGGACGAUUAACAAGCUUAGCUCAACUUUGUCUUGGUUUCAAACUUUUGAAACUGCGAAUGAAGUUAUAAAAGCAUGCAUCAGAAGAUCGCUUUGUUAUCCUUUAGUAAGAAACUGGAGAUUAUCCAUGGAAGUGUUCGAAGAUGUUAAGCAAGUCAUUACAUUAGGAAGGAAAUAUAUUAUAAAGCUAUUUUGCGAGAUACAUAGUCUAUUUAAUAAUUCUCACGAGCCACGAUAUUUGUUGAAUCAGUUGUAUAUCAAGGAUUACCUUAUUUGGUUGCAAGGAAUUCCGGAAUCUUUGACAGAUACAUUGAUUCCUCAAUUAAAAAGUGUAUAUCCAUGUAAAGAAUAUAUAGAUUUGGAGUUAGAAGAAAUAGAAGUAGCAAUAAAGGUUACUUUAAAAGAAAACAUAGUUAUAGAAAAUAUAGUAGAAGAUAUAACGAAGCAUGCAAAGAAUUUAAAUCUUAAUCCUUCAUCGAAUAAGAAGGAAGAAACGUCAUCCAUCAGCGACACUUCAAGUUCCGUCGAUAGUAGUGAUACAGACUCAGAUUCAGACAGUAGUAGUUUUAGCAGUAGUUCUUCUAGCAGUUCUAGUGUAGAUUCUGAUGAAAGUAAAAGAGAAUAAAUUUUAUUUUCAUACUUAUUGUGA
Polistes dominula (European paper wasp) is the source of this 1580-nucleotide messenger RNA. Its product is annotated as protein SHQ1 homolog. The record is from RefSeq and is a predicted model, not a curated record. Gene Ontology annotation, cellular component: cytoplasm; nucleoplasm. Gene Ontology annotation, biological process: box H/ACA snoRNP assembly. Lineage: Eukaryota; Metazoa; Arthropoda; Insecta; Hymenoptera; Vespidae.